AAGUAAUUUGUUCAAAGGAACUUUGCAUGCAGAAAUGGAUGAUCAGUCAGACCAAGAAAAAAGUGGAGAAAAAUGUGGAAAUACUAUUGUUAGCUCCAUGAUGGAGGACUUGGAAGACCUAGAAAAAGAUUAUAUGCAGCUAGAGGAAGAUCAUGAAUCAUACAAGAAGACAUUGGAAGAACUUGGACUGCUGCAGAAAAAAUGUCUGAAUGGGGUGGCACAUCAAAGAUAUAGACUUAAAAAGAUACAUGAAUCUCUUAAAAGGGCUGAUAAGUCAGACGAUCCACAAGUUAGAGCAACAGGGAAAGAACUUAACCAGAAGGUACUAGGUCGCAAAAACUCUCUCAGAGAUAUGGAAGAUGUGCUACCUCACAAAAAUGGAAUUUACUUGAGUAUUAUUCUUGGACAAGUGAGUGUGUCACUACUCAACAAAGCAGACAAGUAUAUCUACAAGCAUGAAUAUGAGAAGUUCAAAGUGACUGUCAGUUAUAUUACACUGGCUCUUUCUAUUUUACUUUUCUUCAACCCUGGAUACAGGUGGAUGGACGCAGUAUUGCAUUUCCUUUUGGUGUGGUAUUAUUGUACAUUGACUAUUCGAGAAAACAUACUGAGAAUAAAUGGUUCCAGAAUAAAAGGUUGGUGGAUAACACAUCACUUUAUAUCAACAGUGUGUGCUGGUAUAACUUUAAUCUGGCAAGAUGGAUAUUCCUACCAAUCAUAUAGAUUUCAAAAUCUUAGUUUUAGUUUGUAUCUAAGUUUAUUAUAUGUGUUCCAGUUUUUCUACCAGAAAGGAUCCCUAUACAGACUUAGAGCGUUAGGACAGGGUCAUGACAUGGAUGUUACUGUUGAGGGAUUUAUGUCCUGGAUGUUCAAGGGAUUAGUUUUUCUGUUGCCAUUCCUGUUUGGAGGUUAUUUUUUCCAGAUGUACAAUGCCUACACAUUAUUCAAGUUGUCACUUCUUCCACAAACUAAUGAGUGGCAGGUGACAGCCCUAGCUAUAAUCCACUUUAUUCUUUCUGUUGGGAACAUUACAACUACUCUGAAGGUAGUACAAGGCAAGAUCCACGGAGAAAUGAGAAGUCGUAGUCUAACAAGCAAAUACAAAUUCAAUAAUGGCUCUGUAAAAUAGUCAUAUGACAGAAUCCUGACCAAUCAGAUAUUUAGAAUAUUUAUUUUAAAAUUCUUGCACAGCUGUCACAAUUUGUUUCGAUUUAGACAAAGACUUUUGAACAAUAAUUCUUGGAUUUAUUGAGUGAACACAUGUACAGUUGUAUUUUUGACACACAUGAGUCUACAUUUAUUUAUUAGAUUUCUAAGUAUAAAAUUGGCAAAAUAAGAGAAAUAUAAAUGUUGAGCAUUUAUCAUGCUGAAAAAGAAAUAGCAUGUGCAAUUUAAUUUCUGAUUUCAUAAUUGUAUUUUGUGAUUUGUUACAAAUAAGGUGGCAGUACUUUGAAAAAGAGUAGUUUCAUGCACAAUCUGUUAGUUGUAAGUCGUUAAAUUUCUUUAUCUAAGAAUAUAUUAGAUAUUAUUUGUCAUAUCUCAGGUGAAGUGAUUGGGCAUUAUAGUUUCUAGUUUUGGUUUAAACACUUUCUUAAAAAUUACUAAUUUGCUCUCAAGUAGAGCUUUUAAAAACAGUCUAUUUUUUGCAGCAAUUGUUUUUAUAUUUGUAAAAAUACUUUGAAAACUGUUUUAGAAAAUCAGCUUACAUGAGAAGAUACUUUAAUAUAUAUAAGUUGACUUAAAACAUAUACAUAUGCUUCAUUUUUAUUUAUGUCAUUGGUCUUGUGGUUUCAUGUUUCUUGGAGUGCUGUAGGUAGUGGGUUGAUCUGCCCGAGUCAAGCCAAAGAAAAUUGGAAUGUUUUUUCCUCUAAGCCUUUGGCAUUAAGGAGUAACAGCAAAGACUGAUCAGUUAAAAUAAUAUGUCUUGGUAAGAUGACAGGUCUUCCUGUGAACUCACCUUGUGAAUUCUUGCUCAGUAUGAAAGGCAAGUACAAAGCAGGGUUCAUAUUCAUAUCACAUGGUCUCAUCCUGAAUAUGCAUUUAAUUUGCUACUGAACACUAAGCAGCAAUCCAUCCAUCCAUCCAUCUAUCAAAUGAUUAAGAUUUUUUGAGUCAUCAGGUUCUGAUUGAGGAUCUGUUUACUAGUGUCUGAGAGAUCAGGUUCUCACUGAGGAUCUAUUUAUUGUUGUCUUGACAGAUCAGGUUCUGACUGAGGAUCUAGUUAUUGUUGUCUUGAGAGGUCAGGUUCUGAUUGAGGAGUGGUGCUUUCUUAUUUGUUUGAGAUCAUUGAGUAUUUGAUGUUUUGUAGGGUGCUAAUUUAAAUAUGUCACAAAAUAUGUAUGCAACAGAUAAUUCAAGAUACAAAUGUUUUGCAUUUUUUCCUUUGAAUGAAUAUGAAAUUAAUGAGACAGUAAAAUAGAACAAAAAGAUGUGGAGUAGUCAACACACAUUCUAAAUGGAACAGGAUCUGUAUCACAAACCAAGCUCUAAAGUUGUGAAUUAAUUAAGUAGGUCACACCAAAGAUUUGACUUUUCAACUCCAAUUUCAAUGAUGAAGACUUGUACUAUUUUCUUUUACAUUUCUGAUAACUUCAAUUUGAAACAUUGCCUCUAUAUAAUGGUGCAACAAAAUAUGUUUUCAGGUAAAGUAAACAAAUAUCUAUAGAGGGAACUCAAUGAAUAUAAAACGGUUUUCUAUUAUGUUAUAGGUAAUUGAUUAUUUAAAAACAUGAUUCCAAACUUCACUCUUAAUAGCAAGUUUCUGACAAAUUUGAUUCUUGUCAUUGUUACCAUUAAAACUAGAAGAAUAUAGAUAUUUGUAAUUUGUUUGUUUGUUUUUGUUUGUUUUUAUGUUUCAAUGCAAAUUGUUUUGUACAAUAAAGUCUAAUUUUUGGCAAAAGGCUCUUUUCAAAUGCCUCUUGUCCUAUCUUUUAAAUUAUACUAUGGGUGUUUAACCAAAUUUGGUAUUCUGAUAGAACCUAUAAUUAAGCCAGCCACUAAAUAAUGUUUUUUUUUUGUUUUUAUAUGCAUUUUAGUACUGUUAAACCUAUAGAUGUCUGUGCAAAUAUUUGUAAGUUUCAUGUGACCAAUUUGUUUGUUGAUAUCAGAGUUAUAUUCAUGUUGCCAUUCUUACCAGAAAGAAGCUUGUUGCAAACAAUAAAAUAUCUAUAUCUUU
Mytilus californianus (California mussel) is the source of this 3175-nucleotide messenger RNA. RefSeq names its product ion channel TACAN-like. NCBI's taxonomy places the organism in Eukaryota, Metazoa, Mollusca, Bivalvia, Mytilida, Mytilidae. The coding region runs from base 35 to 1129 and encodes 364 amino acids. Gene Ontology annotation, cellular component: membrane. The transcript has 12 exons. The record is from RefSeq and is a predicted model, not a curated record.